GGUGCCAUGGGGGACGAGGCGCAGCUCCCCUCGGGCAGCCCGGCCCUGCAGAAGCCGCCUUACACCUACGCGGCUCUCAUCGCCAUGGCCAUCCGGGCCAGCCCCGAGCAGCGCCUGCCGCUCAGCGGCAUCUACAGCUACGUCUCGGGCCGCUUUCCCUAUUACCGCCGCGGCCCUAAGGGCUGGCAGAACGGCAUCCGCCACAACCUCAGCCUCAACCCCUGCUUCCUCCGCCUGCCCCGCCGCUCCGGCGCCCCGCACCGCGGCGGCGAAUGGGCUCUGGAUCCCGCUUUCCAGGACGCGUUCCCGGGGGGCGAUCGCCGCCGCCGCCGCCGCUCGAUCCAACCUCCGCCGCCGCUCCCCUGCUGUCCGUGCGCUGCCCGCCCCGCUCUGCCCCGCGGCUGCCGCUGCUCCGAGCCGCCCGCCUGGAGCCCGCCCUGCCGCUCUGGUGCCCGACAAGCGCUGCUCACCUGGAGCCCGUCCUGCUUCCCGGGCUGCCAACGAGGGCCGCCCGCCUGGAGCCCGCCCUGCUGCCCGCCCUGCUGCCCGGAGUCCCCGCAAGCGCUGCCCGCCUGGAUCCCGGGCCCGAGCCCAGCGCUGCCCGCCGGUAGCUCGGCUUCGUCCCCGCUGCAGCCCGCCUGGCCGCUGUCCGGCGUCGCCUCUGCUGCUGUCCAGUGCCCGCCCGAGCCGGGCUCCCACCGCCCUUUGGCUGCCAGCAGGGCCCCGGUGCUGCCUUGAGGCUUCCAGGUUCCGUCCUGCCCAUUUUCGUGGUGAUGCGACUUGUAGAGUCCCCAUCCGUCAGAAGAUUGGUCUGGAAGAUCCUUGUUGGUUGAGCAGAGCCCUGUUGCGUUGCAGUGGCUGAGAUGUGCUGCCGUGUUUCACAGAGCUGUCUGUGAGAUAUCUGCACUACAGACAUUUGUCAGUUCAGAUUUAUUGGUGUUUGAGCUUAGGACCACCCUAAAGGGGGCUGCAGAGCUUUGGCAGGCUCACCUGUGGGUUGUCUUCUUGAAUCUGGAAGUAUACAGAAGCCAAGGGAUGCCAGUCCUUGUGCAAGUGAAAUUUGGCUUUGCUACAGGCACAUUUUUGCAAGUGUCCUUAAACUCAUUAAGUCAUUCUUGAGCUUUCAUUUCAAGCUUUUAUAUAUACAUAUACAAAUGGUAUAUGUACUUUUCAGUUUGAUAGAGAAAAAAAAUAACCAACCCACAAAGAUCUUUGAAGUAAUGCUGGGAAUCUGAUUGCUUUGUAUUUAAAGCAGAGCAAUAUGAGGUUUUGUAUACAGCCAAGGUUUAUUUUGUAUUGCUGCUUCUUACAGAUGUUUGCACACAUUUGUUCUUAACAUUUUCCUUCUAAGUGAUGCUCUGUUUUAUGAGGAUGUUUUCCCCUUUUAAUUUCAGUCAUUUCUGUGCUUCCCCCUAAAAAUAAGGCUCAGGGACAAAGUAUGCUUCCAGUAAGGGCUGUAUUUCGGUUUGUUAAGGAAAAGUUCAAAUACAGUUUGUGCAGAGCCAGCACUUUGUCAUACUGAUGUUUUAUGAACUGUUCAAUACUCCUUGUAGGAGCUCAUGGUUUCAGAAAGCACUUGGAACUGAUUUUUUGUUCAUCCUUAGAGAAGUUGGGGUUUAAACCUGGAUUUGCAGUUUGUAUUUUGCAUUUUCUUGUACUUAAGAAACUAUUCUGGACAUUGCCUUUAAAUGAAGGCAAUGAAACAACUGUUGCAUGUUGAAGCUGGCAGUCGUUCUGUAUGUAAGGACAACAAAGACCUCUAGAGUUUUGUUCUGGAGAAGUGUUUUGGUCCCUGUUGUGGUUUAGGCCAUAUAUGAAUAAUGCACGUUUGUGAAACCAUUGCUGCUGUGUUUGGGGUCUGAAGUUUGACCUCUGGACAGUCAUUAAUUCCACUGUGCACAAUGAUUACGAAAAUAAGAAGAGUUUCUGAAAGUUGGUGUUUGUGUGUGUGCUUCUCACCUUGUUUUUCCAGCUGAGUUGUGUUUCCUUGCUACUUAGCAUGACUUCACAUCACUGGUUUACAUGCUGG
Molecule: messenger RNA, 2029 nt
Organism: Lagopus muta (rock ptarmigan)
Lineage: Eukaryota; Metazoa; Chordata; Aves; Galliformes; Phasianidae
Product: forkhead box protein E3-like
Exons: 1
Coding region: 7-738 (243 amino acids)
Biological process (GO): regulation of transcription by RNA polymerase II; anatomical structure morphogenesis; cell differentiation
Molecular function (GO): DNA-binding transcription factor activity, RNA polymerase II-specific; RNA polymerase II cis-regulatory region sequence-specific DNA binding
Source: RefSeq, a predicted model, not a curated record